AGAGGGUUUUUAUUAUAGCUAUGGCGGGGAGCAGCGGUCUGGCGACAGCGGCCAAAUAUUUCAGCUCCGCGAUGCGAAGGAACGCAGCGAUCAGGCAGCCGCUGAGCGCAAUGCGCACCAGGAGCGGCGGAUGGGGAUUGCCGCUGCCGCCGGAAGAAGAAGUCUCCGCCCCUGUUCCCGAAGAGUAUGAGCUGUGGUGGGGAGGGGAGCGUGUUGACGAGGAUCCUACUGAUAUAGAUAAGUGGGAAGCUCUUGGAAUGUGUUGCGCUGGACUGUCUUUCUUCGCCAUACUCGGGGUUCUUGCACACUACCGAGCUAAAUAUUCUAAGAGGCCUUAUCCACUGCGAGAGUUUCCUUGGCUUGAAGAGUGGGAUAGGCUUAUCCCGGUGGAGGAGCGAGAGCAAAACUUCGAUCAUCCUCAAAACUACUGAUGUGGUAACUUUGCAAGCUUUCCAAAUUCCUGUUUUGUUAUGUUUCCAAAUUUUCCUCCUCGAGACUUUCUGUCGUCUGGGAAAAUCGCAGGAAUCCGUCGUGAUCUCCAAGGGUUUUCCCUAGGUUCUUUCGCAGUGGUGGAUCUCUGUGCGAAUAAGAAAUGAAAAUAACUCGGAUUCCAGGUGGUGUCUCUUCAAGUUCGUGUGAUAGGAACAUCAAUAGGUGCUAGUGUGAUGGAAGGGUGACCACCAACAGAUUUUGCAGGCUAUGGGUAUAUAUCUCAUCUUGGAGGACUUUCCUGCAAUUUUUGUUGGAUCUUCUCUGCGGAAUGGCUCUCAGAGCGGUGCUUUUCUGUGCUCUUGCUCUGGUUUUGGCGGAGCUGAGCUCGGGUCAAGCUGAUGGUGGUGGGAAAAAUCUGGACGACAUGAUCGGGCAGCCUGAGGGAGAGGAUUCGCUGCCGAGCGAUGUGUUCGCCCCGCUGGAGAACAGGCUUGCAGAAGGUGGUCAAGUAGAGGAAGCCGAUAGUUCUCUUCCGGAGGGGAUGACAAUGCCAGAGUCGGAAAAGCUUCAGCCAUCUCCGGGAGGAGCUCCAUCUCCGUCGGCCGGGGAUUCUUCGCCUGACAAAGACGAUGAGUUGAUGAAGAAGGAAGCCUUGGCAAGUCUCGAAGAAGCACAGCUCUAUCUCCAGCGGGCUCGGGUGAUCGAGACGACGGAGGAAUGCAAGGCCAGUUUGUACUCGGCCAACGGCGAGCUUGCAUGGUGCGUGACUUUCCUGCUGGAGCUGAAAUACAACGAGACACUUGACAAGCUCGGCAACGCAAAGAGAAGCUUGGCGCAGUGUUCUUCCGCUCUCUCAAUGGACAAUUCGGGUGAUGCUACCAGACCUCUGCUAUAUCUCGUCCAGAAAGCACUCUCUCAGAUAGACGAAGCGAAAAUCACCGUGAGCGGGCUAACACCACCUCCGAGUGAAUUUCCCAGCACGGAAUCGGUGGAGUUUGAAGGUGUUGGAGUCCGGGACUCGUGCAAAGUGGAGGGGACAACUUGCCAGUUCUCGAACUGUGGGAAAGGAAAGAAGUUACCAAAGUGUGCUAUCGGCUAUGCUGGGAGUGUGACUGGGGGAGCCAGGGGUACCAUGUACACGGUCACAAGCUCCGACGACAAUCCAUCUCGGCCACAGCGCGGCACCUUUCGUUAUGGAGCUCAGCUGGCCAACGGGAGAAACGGAGGGGUUUGGAUCACCUUUGCUCGGAGCAUGACUAUAGUCCUCCGCGACAUGGUGUGGAUCCGGAGCUCCACCACGGUUGAUGGACGUGGAGUGAACGUCGUCUUUACCAACAAAUGCUUCGUUCUCGGCGGUGUCAGCAACGUUAUCCUUCACAACUUCGAGAUCUCUCGAGUGCCACAGACGGAUACAAUCCACAUCUUUGGAUCCUCGAGGGGCGUUUGGGUGGAUCACAUCACGUCCUCGGACGCGAAGCUCGGCCUCGUCUCGGUUGUCCAGGGAUCGACUGACGUGACCAUCUCAAACUGCUAUCUUUCCAACAAGAACUUCAACAUGUUGCUCGGUGCCUCGGAUGCGGACUUGCAGGAUCGAAACAUGCGCGUGACCAUCUUCCGGAACUGGUUUAGAGACUCGAUGCAAAGGAUGCCUCACUGCAGGUUGGGAUACUGUCACGUUGUCAACAAUCUCUACACGAACUGGGGAUACUACGCCAUCGGAGGAAGAGCAAACGCACAGAUCCUGUCCGAGAGCAACGCAUUCAUUCCCGGCCGUAGGCGUGAGGUUACGCCGUGGUUUCCAGGUGCCUCCAAAGCUCUCGAUCAAUCAUCGACGAUUCAGUCGAGAAACGAUCUCUAUCUUGGCGGUUCUACGUUCCAUCAGUUCGUCCUCCUCGGGAAGAACUCGCAGCAUCCAAAGUACGUUACGCCGCGCCAUGCUCCUCCGGUUGUAACUCCAAAUCGUCUCACAAAGAUGAUCCAAGCUUGCGCUGGCUCGCUCUAUGGACAGAAGCUCCAGCGCUGCCUCUACUCGAGCUAAAAUCGCUGUGCAAGAGCUUUUGAUCCAAAGCUUUCCAAAGGGUCCAUUUUAAAAUAACGGUCACGAGCUAAAACAAAUUUAAUAAAGCCAAGGUUUUGUUGGAGUCAA
Selaginella moellendorffii is the source of this 2578-nucleotide messenger RNA. RefSeq names its product pectate lyase 1. The transcript has 7 exons. Bases 761 to 2470 code for a protein of 569 amino acids. Gene Ontology annotation, molecular function: pectate lyase activity. NCBI's taxonomy places the organism in Eukaryota, Viridiplantae, Streptophyta, Lycopodiopsida, Selaginellales, Selaginellaceae. The record is from RefSeq and is a predicted model, not a curated record.